This is a messenger RNA of Choloepus didactylus (southern two-toed sloth), 7550 nucleotides long. It is a transcript of the gene PDE5A, whose product is annotated as phosphodiesterase 5A. The coding region runs from base 523 to 3120 and encodes 865 amino acids. Gene Ontology annotation, molecular function: protein binding; 3',5'-cyclic-GMP phosphodiesterase activity. The transcript is spliced from 21 exons. The record is from RefSeq and is a predicted model, not a curated record. Gene Ontology annotation, biological process: signal transduction. Lineage: Eukaryota; Metazoa; Chordata; Mammalia; Pilosa; Megalonychidae.
AACUCCCACUUUCGGGUGAAAUUUCCCCUACCUUUCUGCUUCUGGGCUUGAGAGGGGUCUCCCACACCACGACUUUCUCCUUCCUGGGGCAGGACACUGCAAACACACCCACAGUCAAUUUUGCGCGCUCCCGGAGCCGAUUCGGCUCAUAGCGCACCCCAGCGGACGCGAGGCCUACUUUCCCAGCCGCGUCCACUUGGCUACCAGAGAGUUCGCUAGUCGCCGCCGCGGCCGCCACGAGACCCGCAGAUCCUGGAGCCUGCGUGAGCCAGCCUUGGCGGGAACCCCCGGUGAGCGCGGGAAGGCGGCACCCGGCCCCACCCGCCACACCUGCAAGCCCUGCAAAGCGGGAAGGGCGGGACUGGAGGCUGGCUAUGCGCUGGGCAGCCUCGCUGAAAGCCAGGCUGGCUGGUGCAAGGAAGGGGGAGUGUCUCGAGGCAGAGUCCAGCUCCUCCGAGGGAGGGACCCCAGCUGGGGUAGGAAACGAUCACCAGUGAACUGCCGAGCUGCGCAGCGCCGACGAUGGAAUCGGGCGGCCCUAGACCCCGGCGGCCGCAGCAGCAGCCGGACCAGGACACGGUCGAAGCGUGGCUGGACGAUCACCAGGACUUCACCUUCUCUUACUUUGUUAGGAAAGCCACCAGAGAAAUGGUCAAUGCAUGGUUUGCUGAGAGAGUUCACACCAUCCCUGUCUGCAAGGAAGGCAUCAGAGGCCACACUGAAUCUUGUUCUUGCCUCUCGCAGCAGAGUCCUCGGGCUGAUAGCAGUGUCCCUGGAACACCAACCAGGAAAAUCUCUGCUUCCGAAUUUGACCGACCCCUUAGACCCAUUGUUGUCAAGGAUUCUGAGGGAACUGUGAGCUUCCUGUCUGACUCAGAAAAGAAGGAACAGAUGCCUCUAACCCCUCGAAGGUUUGAGAAUGAUGAAGGGGAUCAGUGCUCAAGACUCUUGGAAUUAGUGAAAGAUAUUUCUAGUCAUUUGGAUGUCACAGCCUUAUGUCACAAAAUUUUCUUGCAUAUCCAUGGACUCAUCUCUGCUGACCGCUAUUCCCUGUUCCUUGUCUGUGAGGACAGCUCCAAUGACAAGUUUCUUAUCAGCCGCCUCUUUGAUGUUGCAGAAGGUUCAACACUGGAAGAAGCUUCAAAUAACUGUAUCCGCUUAGAGUGGAACAAAGGCAUUGUGGGACACGUGGCAGCGCUCGGGGAGCCCUUGAACAUCAAAGAUGCGUAUGAGGAUCCUCGAUUCAAUGCAGAAGUGGACCAAAUUACAGGUUACAAGACACAAAGUAUUCUUUGUAUGCCAAUUAAAAAUCAUAGGGAAGAGGUGGUUGGUGUAGCUCAAGCCAUCAACAAGAAAUCUGGAAAUGGUGGGACAUUCACUGAAAAAGAUGAAAAGGACUUUGCUGCCUAUUUGGCAUUUUGUGGUAUUGUUCUUCAUAAUGCUCAGCUCUAUGAGACUUCACUGCUGGAGAACAAGAGAAAUCAGGUGCUCCUUGACCUUGCUAGCUUAAUUUUUGAAGAACAGCAAUCAUUAGAAGUAAUUCUGAAGAAAAUAGCUGCCACUAUUAUCUCUUUCAUGCAGGUGCAAAAAUGCACCAUUUUCAUAGUGGAUGAAGAUUGCUCCGAUUCUUUUUCUAGUGUGUUUCACAUGGAAUGUGAAGAAUUAGAAAAAUCAUCUGAUACUUUAACAAGGGAACGUGAUGCAAACAGAAUCAAUUACAUGUAUGCUCAGUAUGUCAAAAAUACUAUGGAACCACUUAAUAUCCCAGAUGUCAGUAAGGACAAAAGAUUUCCCUGGACAAAUGAAAACACAGGAAACUUAAACCAACAGCACAUUAGAAGUUUGCUUUGUACACCUAUAAAAAAUGGAAAGAAGAAUAAAGUGAUAGGGGUUUGCCAACUUGUUAAUAAGUUGGAGGAAAACACUGGCAAGGUUAAGCCUUUCAACCGAAAUGACGAGCAGUUUCUGGAAGCUUUUGUCAUCUUUUGUGGCUUGGGGAUCCAGAACACACAAAUGUAUGAAGCAGUGGAGAGAGCCAUGGCCAAGCAGAUGGUCACCUUGGAGGUUCUGUCAUAUCAUGCGUCAGCAGCAGAGGAAGAAACAAGGGAGCUCCAGUCUCUAGCGGCUGCUGUGGUACCAUCUGCUCAGACCCUUAAAAUUAUUGACUUUGGCUUCAGUGACUUUGAGUUGUCUGAUCUGGAAACAGCACUGUGUACAAUUCGGAUGUUCACUGACCUCAACCUUGUGCAGAAUUUCCAGAUGAAACAUGAGGUUCUUUGCAGGUGGAUUUUAAGUGUUAAGAAGAAUUAUCGGAAGAAUGUUGCCUAUCAUAAUUGGAGACAUGCCUUUAAUACAGCUCAGUGCAUGUUUGUGGCUCUAAGAGCAGGCAAAAUUCAGACCAAGCUGACUGACCUGGAGAUACUUGCAUUGUUGAUUGCUGCUUUAAGCCAUGAUUUGGAUCACCGCGGGGUGAAUAAUUCUUACAUACAACGAAGUGAACACCCACUUGCCCAACUCUACUGUCAUUCAAUCAUGGAGCAUCAUCAUUUUGACCAGUGCUUGAUGAUUCUUAAUAGUCCAGGCAAUCAGAUUCUCAGUGGCCUCUCCAUUGAAGAAUAUAAGACCACAUUGAAAAUAAUCAAGCAAGCUAUUUUAGCUACAGACCUAGCACUGUACAUUAAGAGGCGAGGAGAAUUUUUUGAACUUAUAAGAAAAAAUCAGUUUAAUUUGGAAGAUCCUGAACAAAAGGAGCUAUUUUUAGCGAUGCUGAUGACAGCUUGUGAUCUUUCUGCAAUAACAAAACCCUGGCCUAUUCAACAACGGAUAGCAGAACUGGUAGCGACUGAAUUUUUUGACCAAGGAGACAGGGAAAGGAAAGAACUCAACAUAGAGCCCACUGAUCUAAUGAACAGAGAAAAGAAAAACAAAAUCCCAAGUAUGCAAGUCGGAUUCAUAGAUGCCAUCUGUUUGCAACUAUAUGAGGCCCUGACCCACGUAUCAGAGGACUGUUUCCCUUUGCUGGAUGGCUGCAGAAAGAACAGGCAAAAAUGGCAGGCCCUUGCAGAACAGCAAGAGAAGAUGCUGAUUAAUGGGGAGAGCAGCCAGGCCAAGCGGAACUGAGUGGGCUGGUUCAUGCAGAUGUUUUAUUGAGACGGUGUAUUCUGCAGUAGGCCUACUUUUGCUCUACACUGUACAGAUUUGGUGUAUACUUUUGCCACUGAUGUAUUUUUCUUUUUGCACAACUUUUGAGAGCAUAGCACGAUAUGUUUUUAAGGGACUAUUACAUGUUUUCUGUGUAUUUGUUUUAUGCCACUGAACCUGUGAUCUUAGCACAUUUAGAAGGGUGCUGUUUGUGAUAUUUUGCACACUGCAAAGUGCAAGUGGCAUCCUUGCACCGAGGAUGUUUUUUGCUUGGAGAUUUUAAAUAAUUGGUUUUUGUGUUUUCUGAAUUACCAAUCUUUCAAGAAUGUUUGGAAUCUUUCUUUUUUUCAAAACUAGGCCAGGAACAAAUUGAAUGUUAUUCUGUGACAUUUUAAAGCCUUCUUGGGACACAGAAAAAUGUUGACUGAGUGGGUCUUAAAGGGAAAAGAGGCUAUUUGUCAACAAUGUAUCAUCUUAAUCAAAAAAAAUGUAAAGACACUGAAACAAAUCCAAAGUACUAUGAGGCAGUACUAUAAACAACAGGUAUUAUUUAAUUGAUUUGCUGUUUUUAAAAGAGAACAGGCUUUUCUCGUUUUAGUGCAGUUUGUCUAUGCAAAAGCAGAAAAUCCCUUCAGUCUAAGCUGUGUGAUGUAAAGCAGGAAAACCUUAGGAGAAGAGCCAGUCACUGAUUUUAUCAAGAAAUGUGUGUGAUCCAGGACUGGAACAGCCGUGGAUGCCUAAAUCUCAGUGCAGAGAAAUGUUCUGGUGGAAGACCCUUCUGAGAGUCAGUGAGUGUUUUGAAUAUCGAACUUUCUUUUUUAAAUAACUUUCUCAUCUUUCACUUCCUUAUGGAACCAUCAGUCAACAGCUUCAAUCUCAACAGGAAAAUGAGGAAAAAAUUAAUAAUGGGAGCAUUGACCUGAAGUGAGAUAUGGCUACAGAUAUGAGAUGACAACAUGAGUCAUCUUUUUCUCUCUGUCAAACGAAGUAUGGAGAAAAGUUUUAACAAUAUUUAGCAAAGAUCAAUCCCUGAUGCUGGGGUCAGAAAUGAAUUUCAGGAAGCAGUUAAGUGAGAAACCUUAAGCCCGAAUCAAACUUAGCAGUGUUGAGGUUUGUGAUUGAGAAGCUGCCACAUUUUGGUUUAUGGGACAAGUCAACCCGGAAUCACAAAAGUUUGGGUGGGAGUGGAUCCUGAAUUUUGGCCAUGAGCUUGUAGUUGGUGAUACUCCCUUUCCAUGGCUUUUAGCACAGUUAACAGUUUCCGUGGAAACUGAGCCCUAAGUGGAUUCCCACUGUACAUAUGUGCCUCUAAAUACACUCUUUAGUAUUUGAAAUGUAGUGAAUGAUUUGAGCAGCUGGUUUAGGAAAGGAAAAUCUGUUCCAAAUGUGCAGAAAGUUCAGAUUUAGGGAGCAUAGGAAGAGAGAUAUUUGUUGGAUUUGUUUCCCCACCACCCCAAAAAUUAUUUCAUGUGAGUUUGUAUUACUUAUUUGGAUAGAAAUUUCUUGGAGAUAUGGUAAUACAGCAAUCUCAAAGACUUUCACUAAAACACAUUGUUUCCUAUGCAAAUCCUAUUUCCAUGAACUCUGCCUAAGAUUCAGCAUGUUCUUUAAGUUUUUAAAACUCUGAGUUCCAAACUGUGUGUAUGUUUAACUUGACAUAAUGUGGCUUUAUUCUUGCCAUUCAAGGAAAAACCACAAAAUAAAUUGUAUUGCCAUUACUUUGUAGUGGAAAAAGCUAGUCUAGGAGGUUAUCAACUGUUUAAUGUUGUAUGUAUUGUCAUUGUAAUACUUGUGUUUUCAGGACCUUUUUUAUUUUUAUUUUAUGUCAUACAGAUGAGAUCUGUAAGGCCGCCUCUUGGUGGCAUUGAUGUGUAAAUUACACAGACUAUCACUAAAAUCAUAAUUAUAACUGCAUACUGGCAAACACCUAUGCAUGCAUAUAUGAUUUCUUAGUAUAGAAAAAUUGUUGCAGAGAAUAAUUAUAUUUAAUAACUAUCUUUUUAUCACACACAUUCUGAUUUUGAAGUUAUGCUAUAAUCAUGUACUUUAAUAGUUGGUUUAGGUCCCUCUAAUAUAUGUCACCGAGAAUUUUUGUAAAGACAUGGUUGAGUGUGUGUGGAGGAUUUGUAUGUGUAUCAUUUUAACAGGCAAGAAGAUAUAUUAAGAUUAGAAAGUGUUUGAUUUGCCUUUGGAUACAGAUUUAUUUUAUUUUACUAAUUAAAAGAAAUUGGGCAAUCCCAUGCCUACCUAUUUAAUCUUAUUGUUAGAUGUUUUAGUUCAUAACCAAGGAGAGUACUUCUUUAGGACUGGUUGAUUGGUUCAAAUAAUUUGUCGUUUUUAGGAAAAAUCAUUCCAUACAUGGAUUAAUAUCUCUGGUACAUGGGCUCAAAUCAAAGUUUUUACUCUUCUGUGAUUAUUUCCUUUCUAAUAUCUUCUCAAACUGGGAAAAAUAUAUAUUCAGUCCUCCCUCACCCUAACCUAUAUUUAUAUUACCCGUAACUAAAAAGGGAUUUUUCUUGUUCUAGAUAAAAAAAAAAAUAGUGUUGACUUUUUGUAUUUCGGGCCUGUGUUUGUUAUUUUCAUUACAGCGGAGUAAUGUGAUAUCAUUUAAUUUCAAAUUUCAGACAAAAACAGUCCCCACUGUUUUACUAACUGGUUCAAAGAUGUCUCUAAAAUUGUCUGGCUUUAUAUUAUUCAGAGGUUUGGCCUUUACUAAUCACACUCCUGUGUGAAUUUAUGUAAAUCACUUAACCUCUAUGUGCCUGAACAAGUUGUGCUAUUAAAGGAGUUAUGUUUGGGCUAAGCCUUCGCCUCCAAGUCAGAUGUCACAGAAGGCAGCUACUGUGUAAGUCCUGGUGGGCCCUGGAGACCACUGUCAGAAACGGGAUAUUGGGCUUGAGACCAUAGUGAUCUAAUCCCACAGGUCAUUUCUUACGUUGUUUCCAAGACCAAUAAAACAGACAGUCCAUUUCCUCAGCUUCACAUGCAGAUUCCUCAUGAGCGUGAGAUUUAGAGCUCUUUGUACAUUUUACCUCAAAGUACAAACCCAGAGUGAUGGUGGUGUCACCACUGAUUUCUUAGUUAUGAAGGUAGUUUUCUUUAGUAGGAGUGUUAGAGAUAAGAAUGGGUAUAAACAUAUGUUGAAAAUAUAGGAUUCUGGGAGGAAACUUUUGGCACAAAUAUAUUCUUGCCUAGCAGUGAAGUGCCUUUAUUUUCAGCAUAGAGCACAAAUGUUAGACCUGCUCAGAUUUGAUUUUCAGUUUUCCUAUGUUUUUCACCAGAUUGUACUCCUAAAACUUAACAGGCCAUCACAAAGCAAUGCUAGGUGUUUUGUUUUGUUUUACAAGAUUGACUUAAGAUGAAAGGAUGAAAAAAACUAAUUGCUCUCCUCUCCUGUGAUCAAUUGUAGUUAAAAUAAGGGGGCACAGUUUAAUUGCUCAGUAUUAGACAUUAGUCAUUCCACCUUUUAUUAAGCCUCUGCCGUGUUAGAUACUGUGCCCAGCCUCGGAGAGAGAGCAGUGACAUCAAGAAGCACUAUGCGGAAAGUGCCGGAUAAGAGACUUACCAAAGCCUCUGAUCCUGCCGAUUCAACAUGAAAGCAUAGGUUGCAUUAUAUCAGUUUUGUUUUCAUCUAUAACAUAUGUAUUAUGCAGUUUCCUGAGCACUGCUUUCCUAGAAAGUCAUGAAGAAUCUGUUGGUGAACAUCCUGUCAUUCUUACAAGAAUGAAUCAUUUAACCUGUUGAUAGCUUAAAGACACCUAUGUCAGGAGUUACAUGCUCCACUAUAGAGAUUCUGUUUUCAUAUGCUAGCCAGGUAGAGAUUACACAAAGUUCUCUCAGUCUGCUAAAUUAUGCACAGUUUUGGACCCCUUCUGCUCUACCAGGGAACAAGGAAGAAAGUAUUAAGGCACACCCUGUCUUUCUGUAUAUUGAUCAAAAGCCUGUGUAAAGGUGUCUUAAUGAAUGUUGUUGAAAGCAGUGUAAAUAGUUUAAAAUAUAAAUUUCUAUUACAGUUUAAGAAAAAACAAAAACUUAUGAAUCAUCACUAGCCAAUGUUAAUAUCUAUUUGUAUUCUUCUACUUUUCAAUAUAUUUGAACAAAUAUAUAGUUUCUAGCACUAUUUUUGUACUAGGAUAAAGGAGUUACUAUGUAUAUUAUGUUUUGUGUUUAAGUCAUUUUAAAUAAUUGUGAAUGCUGGUUUCUUUUCUUUCCUCUUGCCCACCAUAAGAACCAUUUCAGAGGAUUCUUCUAUGACCAAAUCACUUUAAAAAAGAAACUUGCAUCUACCUGUGGUCUCUGUAAAGUCAUGAGAUGAUCAGGUUGGUUUUCGAUUGUGCAAACUCUUCACCUGUCAGUUAUUUCCUCAUUUUGCCCUGCUUUGUAAAAAUAAAAAGAAGGAUGAACAAUUA